Cricetulus griseus (Chinese hamster) is the source of this 9684-nucleotide messenger RNA. NCBI's taxonomy places the organism in Eukaryota, Metazoa, Chordata, Mammalia, Rodentia, Cricetidae. The record is from RefSeq and is a predicted model, not a curated record.
AUCCCUUCAUGAGGUUGUGAGCUUGAGGUCAAAGCAUGCAUACCAGGCUUCCCCGAGCGCUGGCCGCCCUGGGCGUGGCCCUACUGCUGUCUUCCAUUGAGGCUGAAGUUGACCCACCUUCCGAUUUGAAUUUUAAAAUUAUAGAUGAAAAUACUGUUCAUAUGUCAUGGGAGAGACCAUUUGAUCCAAUUGUGGGUUACAGAAUAACGGUGGACUCUACAACAGAGGGACCUACUAAAGAAUUUACCCUUGCAGCUGGUACCACUGAAACUCUAUUAUCAGACCUCAUUCCUGAAACGGACUAUGUGGUGACUAUAACUUCCUAUGAUGAAGUAGAAGAAAGUGUGCCAGUUAUAGGGCAGCUGACAAUUCAAACAGGUGGUCCAACAAAACCAGGGGAGAAGAAACCUGGAAAACCAGAGAUACAAAAGUGCUCGGUCAGUGCCUGGACUGAUUUAGUCUUUCUUGUGGAUGGCUCCUGGAGUGUGGGAAGAAAUAAUUUCAAGUACAUUUUAGACUUCAUUGCUGCUCUUGUGUCUGCUUUUGACAUUGGGGAGGAGAAGACAAGAGUUGGAGUUGUUCAGUACAGCACAGAUACCAGGACUGAAUUUAACUUAAAUCAGUAUUACCGAAGAGAUGACCUGCUUGCUGCAAUUAAGAAAAUACCUUACAAAGGUGGCAACACAAUGACAGGGGAUGCCAUUGAUUACUUGGUUAAAAACACUUUCACUGAAUCUGCUGGCUCAAGAGCUGGCUUUCCUAAAGUGGCAAUUAUUAUCACGGAUGGCAAAUCUCAGGACGAAGUGGAUAUUCCAGCUCGGGAGCUUCGGAAUAUUGGAGUUGAGGUUUUCUCUCUGGGUAUUAAAGCUGCAGAUGCAAAAGAACUCAAACAAAUUGCAUCCACACCUUCCUUGAACCAUGUUUUCAAUGUGGCCAAUUUUGAUGCAAUUGUGGACAUUCAAAAUGAGAUAAUCUCCCAGGUGUGUUCAGGAGUUGAUGAGCAACUUGGUGAACUGGUUAGUGGAGAAGAAGUCAUCGAACCUCCCUCAAAUCUGGUUGCCACAGAUGUCUCAUCAAAGUACAUUAAGCUGCGCUGGGAUCCGUCUCCCAGCGCUGUGACCGGCUAUAAAAUCCUCCUCACACCAAUGGCCGCAGGAGGCCGACAUCACGCUUUGAGUGUGGGGCCUCAGACGACCACGCUCAAUGUUCGUGAUCUCUCAGCUGACACGGAAUACCAGAUCAGUGUUUCUGCCAUGAAGGGACUGACAUCCAGUGAGCCCAUUUCAGUAAUGGAGAAGACUCAGCCAAUGAAAGUUCAAGUGGAAUGUUCACGUGGUGUGGAUAUAAAAGCUGAUAUCGUGUUUUUGGUUGAUGGUUCCUAUAGCAUCGGGAUUGCAAACUUCGUUAAAGUUAGAGCCUUUUUGGAAGUUCUUGCAAAAAGUUUUGAGAUCUCACCAAACAGGGUACAGAUAAGCCUGGUCCAAUACAGCAGAGACCCUCACACUGAGUUCACAUUGAAGGAAUUUAACAGAGUUGAAGAUAUAAUCAAAGCAAUAAACACCUUCCCCUACAGGGGAGGAUCCACAAACACAGGCAAAGCAAUGACUUAUGUCAGAGAGAAAAUAUUUGUGCCUAACAAAGGAUCAAGAAGUAAUGUCCCGAAGGUCAUGAUUCUCAUCACUGAUGGGAAGUCAUCGGAUGCUUUCAGAGACCCUGCUAUAAAACUCAGAAAUUCGGAUGUGGAGAUCUUCGCAGUAGGCGUGAAGGAUGCUGUUCGCUCUGAGUUGGAAGCCAUUGCCUCUCCUCCUCCAGAGACCCAUGUGUUCACAGUGGAGGAUUUUGAUGCCUUUCAGAGGAUAUCGUUUGAACUCACCCAGUCUAUCUGUCUUAGAAUUGAGCAAGAGUUGGCAGCUAUAAAGAAGAAAGCUUAUGUGCCACCGAAGGAUCUGAGGUUUACUCAGGUGACUUCUAAUAGUUUCAAAGCCGAAUGGUCUCCUGCUGGAGAAAAUGUUUUUUCCUAUCAUGUCACAUACAAAGAUGCUACUGGGAAUGAUGAGGUCACAGUGGUGGAGCCAGCUUCGAGCACCAGUGUUGUUCUCAGCAACCUGAAACCAGAGACCCUGUACUUGGUAAAUGUGACUGCAGAGUAUGAAGAUGGCUUCAGUAUUCCCGUAGCUGGAGAGGAGACCACAGCUGAAGUAAAAGGAGUACCACGAAACCUGAAGGUGACAGAUGAGACUACAGACAGUUUUAAAAUUACCUGGUCUCAGGCUCCAGGGAGAGUCUUAAGGUAUCGAAUCAUAUACAGACCAGUUUCUGGUGGAGAAAGCAAAGAAGUCAGUACCCCAGCCAAUCAGAGGAGGAAAACACUGGAGAACCUGACACCAGACACAAAGUAUGAAAUAUCUGUAAUUCCUGAAUAUUCCUCUGGACCUGGCUCUCCACUGACAGGAAAUGCAGCCACUGAAGAAGUUAGAGGGAAUCCAAGAGACUUAAGAGUUUCUGACGCUACGACAUCAACUCUAAAGUUGUCUUGGAGUGGGGCACCAGGAAAAGUGAAGCAGUAUCUUGUCACGUACACACCAGCAGCAGGAGGUGAAACUCAAGAGGUUACUGUGGACGGAGAUACAACCAACACGGUGUUGAGGCGAUUGAAGGAAGGGACACAAUACGACUUAUCUGUGACAGCACUGUAUGCAUCUGGGGCUGGAGAAGCCCUUUCUGGUAAAGGAACAACACUUGAAGAACGUGGUUCACCCCAAAAUCUAGUUACAAAAGAUAUCACGGACACUUCUAUUGGGGCCUAUUGGACAUCUGCUCCAGGAAUGGUUCGUGGGUACAGAGUCUCAUGGAAGUCACUUUAUGAUGAUAUUGAGGCUGGAGAGAAAAAUCUUCCUGGAGACGCAAUUCAUACUAUGAUAGAGAAUCUACAGCCAGAGACAAAGUACAAAAUUUCAGUUUUUGCAACUUACAGCAGCGGAGAAGGAGAGCCCGUGACUGGAGAUGCCACAACCGAAUUAUCCCAAGAUUCUAAAACCUUAAAAGUGGAUGAAGAAACCGAACACACGAUGAGAGUUACGUGGAAACCAGCACCAGGGAAAGUUGUCAACUACCGUGUUGUGUAUCGCCCUCAAGGGGGAGGGAGACAAAUGGUCGCUAAGGUGCCACCCACAGUCACUUCAACAGUGCUAAAGAGACUUCAACCCCAGACCACAUACGACAUUACAGUUCUCCCGAUGUAUAAGACAGGAGAAGGAAAGCUGAGGCAAGGAUCAGGGACAACAGCUUCUAGAUUUAAGUCACCAAGAAACCUCAAAACUUCCGAUCCAACAAUGUCAAGUUUCCGAGUGACUUGGGAGCCUGCCCCUGGGGAAGUGAAAGGUUACAAAGUCACGUUCCAUCCUACUGGUGAUGACAGAAGACUAGGGGAGUUGGUCCUUGGACCAUAUGACAACACUGUUGUCUUGGAGGAGCUUAGGGCAGGCACCACCUAUAGAGUCAAUGUUUUUGGGAUGUUUGAUGGAGGAGAAAGUUUACCACUUGUUGGGCAAGAAAUGACAACCCUUUCUGACACAACUGUGACACCAUUUUUAUCCUCUGGGAUGGAGUGUCUCACCAGAGCGGAAGCAGACAUUGUGUUGCUGGUGGAUGGGUCGUGGAGCAUCGGCCGUGCAAAUUUUAGAACCGUGAGGAGCUUUAUUUCUCGUAUUGUGGAAAUCUUUGAUAUUGGUCCCAAGAGAGUACAAAUUGCUCUCGCUCAGUACAGUGGAGACCCCAGAACAGAGUGGCAGUUAAAUGCUCACAGAGACAAGAAGAGUUUAUUGCAGGCUGUGGCGAACUUACCGUACAAAGGAGGAAACACCCUCACGGGCAUGGCUUUGAAUUUCAUUCGCCAACAGAGCUUCAGGACCCAAGCUGGCAUGAGGCCUCGUGCUCGCAAAAUUGGAGUUCUCAUUACUGAUGGAAAAUCACAAGAUGACGUGGAGGCUCCAUCAAAGAAACUCAAGGAUGAAGGAGUGGAGCUGUUUGCUAUUGGUAUUAAGAAUGCUGAUGAAAUUGAACUAAAAAUGAUUGCUACUGAUCCAGAUGACACCCAUGCAUACAAUGUGGCAGAUUUUGAGUCAUUAUCCAAGAUUGUGGAUGACCUCACCAUCAACUUGUGUAACAGUGUCAAGGGCCCUGUACCCUUACCCAGACCUCAAGAUGUGAAACUCAGAGAUGUGACUCACAGCACCAUGAAUGUCAUCUGGGAACCUGUGCUUGGAAAAGUUCGUAAAUACAUUGUUAGAUACAAAACUCCAGAAGAAGAGUUCAAAGAGGUGGAGGUGGACAGAUCAAGGGCCAGCACCACCCUCAAAGACCUCUCCUCUCAAACCCCGUACACAGUGAGCGUUUCUGCAGUGUACGAUGAGGGCGAAUCUCCCCCUGCGAGUGCUUAUGAGACAACCCGGCGUGUUCCAGCACCAACAAACCUACAGUUUACUGAAGUAACACCAGAGAGUUUCAGAGGAACUUGGGACCAUGGAGCUUCAGAUGUGUCUCUCUAUAGAAUAACCUGGGCACCUAUUGACAAUCCAGACAAGAUGGAGACCAUCUUAAAUGGAGAUGAAAAUACCUUGGUGUUUGAAAAUCUGAACCCCAACACUCUGUAUGAAGUUUCCAUUACUGCCAUCUAUCCUGAUGAGUCUGAAAGUGAUGACCUGAGUGGCAGCGAGCGCACAUUGCGUUUGAUACCCUUAACAACACAAGCUCCAAAAAGUGGUCCACGGAACCUUCAGGUGUAUAAUGCCACAUCUAACAGCUUGACUGUUAAGUGGGAUCCUGCUAGCGGUCGUGUGCAGAAAUACAGGAUCACACACCAGCCUUCCACAGGAGAAGGCAAUGAACAAACGACCACAGUAGGAGGACGGCAGAACAGCGUGGUCCUGCAGAAACUGAAGCCUGACACUCCAUACACCAUCACGGUGUCCUCCCUCUAUCCUGAUGGUGAAGGUGGCCGGAUGACUGGAAGGGGCAAAACAAAACCUCUGAACACCGUGAGGAACUUGAGAGUCUAUGACCCUUCUACCAGCACCUUGAGUGUUCGCUGGGACCAUGCAGAGGGCAAUCCUCGACAGUACAAACUCUUCUAUGCCCCAACAGCAGGUGGCCCUGAAGAACUGGUACCAAUCCCUGGGAAUACCAACUAUGCCAUUCUCAGGAACCUGCAGCCAGAUACUCCAUACACUGUCACAGUGGUUCCUGUCUAUACAGAAGGUGAUGGCGGACGCACAUCAGACACUGGAAGGACAUUGGUGAGAGGACUGGCAAGAAACAUCCAAGUGUACAACCCUACACCCAACAGCCUUGAUGUCCGCUGGGACCCUGCUCCUGGGCCAGUACAGCAGUACCGCAUUGUAUACUCCCCUGUUGCUGGCACAAGACCCUCAGAAUCUAUUGUGGUGCCAGGGAAUACCCGCACGGUGCAUCUGGAGAGGCUGAUUCCGGACACACCCUAUUCUGUAAACAUUGUGGCUCUCUACUCGGAUGGAGAGGGGAAUCCCAGCCCCAGCCAGGGCCGAACACUUCCACGAAGUGGUCCAAGGAAUCUUCGGGUCUUUGGGGAGACAACCAACAGCCUGUCCGUAGCCUGGGAUCAUGCUGAUGGGCCAGUUCAGCAAUAUAGGAUCAUCUAUUCCCCUACCGUUGGUGAUCCGAUUGACGAAUAUACCACAGUUCCAGGCAGGAGAAACAAUGUAAUAUUGCAGCCCCUGCAACCUGACACUCCAUAUAAAAUUACUGUCAUUGCCAUCUAUGAUGAUGGAGAUGGUGGCCAUCUAACUGGAAACGGAAGGACUGUGGGAUUGCUUCCUCCUCAGAACAUACAUAUCUCUGAUGAAUGGUAUACAAGGUUCAGAGUCUCCUGGGACCCAUCACCCUCACCAGUUCUUGGAUAUAAAAUUGUGUACAAGCCAGUGGGUUCCAAUGAGCCCAUGGAAGCCUUUGUUGGAGAAGUGACAUCAUACACAUUACACAAUCUCAAUCCCAGCACUACCUAUGACGUCAGUGUUUAUGCUCAAUAUGACUCUGGGCUCAGUGUUCCCCUUACAGAUCAAGGCACCACACUGUACUUAAAUGUGACAGACCUGAAAACUUAUCAAGUUGGCUGGGAUACAUUCUGUGUCAAAUGGUCACCUCAUCGGGCAGCUACUUCCUACAGGCUAAAACUGAGUCCUGCAGAUGGAACCAGAGGACAAGAAAUUACAGUUCGAGGAUCAGAAACCAGUCACUGUUUCACGGGCCUCUCCCCAGAGGCUGAGUAUGGCGUCACUGUUUUUGUGCAGACACCAAAUCUGGAGGGGCCGGGUGUCCCCAUCAAGGAACAGACCACUGUAAAACCAACAGAGGCUCCUACGGAACCACCAACACCUUCUCCUCCUCCCACUAUUCCACCUGCCCGUGAUGUAUGCAAAGGGGCCAAGGCAGACAUUGUGUUCUUGACAGACGCCUCUUGGAGUAUUGGAGAUGACAAUUUUAACAAAGUUGUAAAAUUUAUCUUUAAUACUGUGGGGGCCUUUGAUGAAGUCAACCCUGGAGGGAUUCAGGUUUCUUUUGUGCAGUACAGUGAUGAGGUCAAGUCUGAGUUCAAGCUGAACACAUACAACGACAAGGCUCUAGCCCUUGGAGCCCUCCAGAACAUUCGCUACAGAGGAGGAAACACAAGAACAGGCAAGGCCCUCACGUUUAUCAAGGAGAAGGUCUUGACCUGGGAGAGCGGCAUGAGGAAGAAUGUCCCAAAGGUGCUGGUGGUGGUCACAGAUGGCCGGUCACAGGAUGAGGUGAAGAAGGCAGCGUUUGUCAUCCAGCAGUCAGGGUUCAGCGUAUUCGUGGUUGGUGUGGCUGAUGUGGACUACAACGAACUUGCCAACAUUGCCAGCAAGCCCAGCGAAAGGCAUGUGUUCAUUGUGGAUGACUUCGAAUCUUUUGAGAAGAUCGAGGACAAUCUUAUCACAUUUGUUUGUGAAACUGCCACUUCAAGUUGUCCUCUCAUCUAUCUGGAUGGCUACACCUCACCAGGCUUUAAGAUGCUUGAAGCUUACAACCUGACAGAAAAGAAUUUUGCUUCUGUCCAAGGAGUCUCUUUGGAAUCAGGCUCUUUCCCCAGCUAUUCAGCCUAUAGGCUACAGAAGAAUGCCUUUAUCAAUCAGCCAACAGCAGAACUCCAUCCAAAUGGACUCCCUCCUUCAUACACGAUCAUAUUAUUGUUUAGACUUCUCCCAGAAACUCCCAGUGACCCCUUUGCAAUUUGGCAAAUUACAGACAGAGACUACAGGCCACAAGUUGGAGUGAUUGCAGAUCCUUCCAGCAAGACACUAUCUUUCUUUAACAAGGAUACAAGAGGCGAGGUACAGACUGUUACAUUUGACACAGAUGAAGUGAAGACGUUAUUUUACGGAAGUUUUCAUAAGGUCCAUAUUGUAGUGACCUCAAAAAGUGUUAAGAUUUAUAUUGACUGCUAUGAAAUUGUGGAAAAAGACAUCAAGGAAGCUGGAAAUAUCACAACUGAUGGCUAUGAAAUUCUUGGAAAGCUUCUUAAAGGAGAUAGGAAAUCAGCGACAUUCCAAAUCCAGAGCUUUGACAUUGUCUGCAGCCCAGUGUGGACCAGCAGAGACAGAUGCUGUGACAUUCCCUCUAGGAGAGAUGAAGCAAAAUGCCCUGCUCUUCCGAAUGCUUGCACAUGUACACAGGACAGCGUUGGACCUCCAGGCCCUCCAGGCCCUGCAGGAGGACCUGGUGCAAAAGGUCCCAGAGGUGAAAGAGGCAUCAAUGGUGCAGUUGGGCCUCCAGGUCCCCGUGGAGAUACAGGCCCUCCAGGCCCUCAGGGUCCUCCAGGCCCCCAGGGACCCAAUGGACUCUCCAUUCCAGGAGAACAGGGUCGCCAGGGGAUGAAAGGUGAUGCGGGAGAGCCAGGGCUUCCCGGCCGGACAGGAACCCCAGGAUUGCCUGGCCCCCCAGGACCAAUGGGACCACCAGGAGACAGAGGUUUCACUGGCAAAGAUGGUGCAAUGGGACCUAGAGGGCCACCAGGGCCACCGGGAACCCCAGGCUCUCCAGGAGUCACAGGGCCAAGUGGGAAACCAGGAAAACCUGGAGACCACGGCAGACCAGGUCAAUCUGGGUUAAAAGGAGAAAAAGGUGAUAGGGGAGACAUUGCUUCUCAGAACAUGAUGCGAGCAGUUGCAAGACAAGUCUGCGAACAGCUAAUAAGUGGUCAAAUGAGCAGAUUCAAUCAGAUGCUGAAUCAGAUUCCAAAUGACUACCACUCAAAUCGCAACCAACCUGGCCCACCAGGGCCCCCAGGGCCCCCUGGCAGUGCUGGAGCCAGAGGAGAACCAGGGCCUGGGGGGCGACCAGGAUUUCCUGGCACACCAGGGAUGCAGGGACCCCCUGGUGAACGAGGUUUGCCUGGAGAGAAAGGUGAAAGGGGCAUUGGUUCUGUAGGACCCCGAGGGCCACCGGGACCUCCAGGUCCACAAGGAGAAUCCAGAACGGGCCCACCAGGGUCUACAGGUUCAAGAGGCCCCCCUGGUCCUCCUGGUCGUCCUGGAAACUCAGGUAUCCGGGGACCCCCAGGUCCUCCUGGAUAUUGUGAUUCAUCCCAGUGUGCCAGCAUCCCAUACAAUGGGCAAGGCUAUCCAGAGCCUUAUGUGCCCGAGGGUGGGGCGUACCUGCCUGAUCGUGAGCCCUUCAUCGUGCCUGUGGAGCCUGAGAGGACAGCAGAAUACGAGGAGGACUACGGUGCAGACGAGCCUGAACGGGAGCACCCUGACCACAUGCGUUGGCGGCGCGCCCUGCGCCCAGGCCCUGGGCAGUGAACCUGAGACGGCAGGGUCAUCGAGGUGGGAGGUGCUGGGAUUCUCAUUCACAGGUCAGGCAGGGCAGCAUACAUCUUUUAUGUGAUGUUUUCUCCGCGUUGCUUCAUCCACAAAUACUCUUUUCUGACUGUAGGGAACCUUGUUUCUCCAGGCAGCCUAGCUCGCACCAGUCUGUAGACAUCCACACCGUUGCUGUUCAAACGCUUGCAACAACACAUGCUGUUCACAGAAGCUGCAAGGAGAGAACACGCCCAGGGUGGGCUGUGGCAGCCAAACUUCUAGGUUAAACAGAAAGCCCUGGAAAUCAGAGCAGCUAUGUAUUCGGAAAGAGCCUUAAUAUUUCCUACUACUAAUCUGCGAUCCAAUCACAUCCCAUUUCCAGUAAUUUCUCUCCUAAAAUCAAAAUGGAGGGGAGCACCAGCUCACUUCAGUGUUUCCCCCUUUUUCCUUCCUCCUGUUAUGCAUUAGGGCGCAGAAUCUCAAGUUUCUUAACAACCACAGACCUUCUGCCACGUAGCUGAAGUUGUUGUAUCAGCUGGAUACUGUUCCAUAUCGCCAUAGACGUCCUUGUUUUGACACACUAACAUUUAUGCCAAAUUGCAGAUAAUUCUGCAGAAAUGGAAUUGCAUGUUUGUGUUGUAUAUUUAGAAUGAACUUUUUUUUGCAGAACAUGUUUCUUAGUUAUCAAAGCAGUUGGAAAUGUCUUCAAGACUAUGAACAUAGAAUUGCUGCUUUUAUAUUUUAACUGCAGAUUGUGAAUUUCACUGCCUUAUAUUAUUUAUUUCUGAAACAAAAGAGGCAUUUUUCAAUAAAACUACUGAAAAUUUGA